Messenger RNA from Chrysochloris asiatica (Cape golden mole), 1437 nucleotides. It is a transcript of the gene IL9R, whose product is annotated as interleukin 9 receptor. Lineage: Eukaryota; Metazoa; Chordata; Mammalia; Afrosoricida; Chrysochloridae. Bases 1 to 1437 code for a protein of 478 amino acids. Gene Ontology annotation, cellular component: external side of plasma membrane; membrane. Gene Ontology annotation, molecular function: interleukin-9 receptor activity; interleukin-9 binding. The record is from RefSeq and is a predicted model, not a curated record. Gene Ontology annotation, biological process: cytokine-mediated signaling pathway; immunoglobulin mediated immune response. The transcript has 8 exons.
AUGGGGAGGACCUCACGGGGAGCAAUCUUUAAAGGGAGCACCUCAUGGGUGGGAUGUCUUGCAGGCUGGACCUUGCAGGGUGAAGCCCUAAUGCAGGAAGUGGGCACCUGGCUCCUGGUCUGUACCUGUAUCUGUACCUGCGUCUGCUGGGGAGCCUGUCCCCCAGGUGAGGACCAGUUGCUUGGGUGGGUGGGGCCUGGGCUUGGCGCUGUUACCUGCCUUAACAACAACAUCCUCCGGAUUGACUGCUACUGGGCAGCCCUGGCACUGGUUCAGGACACUGACCCCUUUCUCCUCCUCACCAGCCACCACGCCCCAGGCAGCAAACACAGGUGUGUCUUCCGAGCUAGUGCCUGCUCUGUGGAGCUGCCUCCCGAGGAGGUCCUGGUUCCUAGUGACAGCUUCACCAUCACACUGCACUGCCAUGGUGCUGGGCAGGAGCAGGUCAGCCUGCUGGAGGCCCAGUAUCUGCCCCGGAAACACGUCAAGCUGGACCCCCCAUUUGACCUGCAGAGCAACGUCAGUUCUGACUACUGUGUGCUGACGUGGAGCAUCAACCCAGCCCUGGAGCCCAUGGGUGGGCUCUUUGCUUAUGAGCUGGCCUUCAAGAGACAGGAAGAGACCUGGGAGUGGGCCCAGCACAAGGACCACAUUGUCGGGGUGACCCGGCUCACCCUGGAAGCUGUGGAGCUGGACCCUGGCUCCACCUAUGAGGCCAGGCUGCGUGUACAGAUGGCCCAGGAAGAGGGCACAGCUGAGGAGGAGCACUACGAGGGCCCCUGGAGUGAGUGGAGCUCAUCCGUGUACUUCCGUGCUCCCCCAAGAACAGACCCCCGGACUCCACCCUGGGGAUGGCCAGACAACACACUAGUGGUUGUGCCACUCUUUCUUCUGCUGACGGGCCUGACCUACCUUCUGUUCAAGCUCUCACCCAGAAUGAAGAGGGCCCUCCAGCAACAUGUGCCCUCUCCAGCUGCGUUCUUCCAGCCUCUCUAUGCGGUGCACCAUGGGAAUUUCCAGACCUGGACAGGGGCCCACCGAGUGGGUCUGCAGCUGAGCCCAGAGGGUGCCAUCACCCAGCCGGGAGCCCCAGGACCCAGCUGCCGAGAGGCUGUGGCCUUGCUCAUCUGGUCACCUUCCUGCUUGGUGGAGGAGAAGGGCCCAUCUGCCCUGGUCUCAGAGGAUGUGAUACCAGCAGGGGUCCUGGAGUGGGGGGAACAGCCAUCCACCUAUCUGCCACAGGAGGACUGGGCCCCUGUGUCCUCCACCAGGCCAGGCCCCCCAGACUCAGAGGGCAACAGUGAUGACUACUGCACCCUGGGCUACUAUGGGGGAUGCCAGCCCUCAGCGCCCCCAGGAUUCAUGCAGAGUCCUGCUUUGGUCUGCGGGCUUUCUUGGGACCAGGGGGAUCAGGGGGACCUGCACAGAGGCUCCUAA